Vanrija pseudolonga is the source of this 397-nucleotide messenger RNA. It is a transcript of the gene VMA21, whose product is annotated as Vacuolar ATPase assembly integral membrane protein VMA21. Lineage: Eukaryota; Fungi; Basidiomycota; Tremellomycetes; Trichosporonales; Trichosporonaceae. Gene Ontology annotation, cellular component: endoplasmic reticulum membrane. The record is from RefSeq and is a predicted model, not a curated record. Gene Ontology annotation, biological process: vacuolar proton-transporting V-type ATPase complex assembly. Bases 55 to 324 code for a protein of 89 amino acids. The transcript has 3 exons.
CUCGCAAGCUUCUUGCAUACGCUCACUCCACCACUCGCAAGCAGCGUAUCAACAAUGCCAGCAUCAGGCAAAAUGGCAGCUCCUCCAUCCCAGGGCAUCGAGCAGGGUGUCCUGUUGAAGCUCUUCACCUUUGCCGUCCUCAUGGCCAUCGUGCCAAUCUCAACAUACUUUGUCACCGUCCAGCACCUCUGGAAUGGCAACACGGCGUACGCGGCGCUCUCGGCCGUCCUCGCCGCCAACAUUGUCCUCGGUGGCUACGUUUACCUCGCGUUCGCCGAGGACGCUGCUUCCAAGGCCGAGGUCCAGGAGAAGAAGGCCCAGUAGUCGCGCCCACUUCUGACCGGCGAGCUCGAGGUAUUAUAGACGGGUCGACUCUGUGUAUGAAGUAUUAACUGGG